GACAUUGAUUAUGGUGUUGAUCCCAAUCACAUUUAUCCCAAAACCUCUAUCAAAUACCAAAAAAGUCGGCUGUCCAUUUGUUCCAAGAGAAAUCAUUUUAUCAUGUCAAGACCUUAUGGGCCAUAUGUCCACUCUCUACUGUACUCUGCCACCAGUGAUUCGUAUCCAAGAUGUCCCUAUGACAUCUCCUUCAUUUUUGACAACUUUAAACUCCUUGGAGUGCUGGAUUUGGAAUGCAUCAAUAUGGGGAAUUCUUUCCCCACUGGAGUACUAGUGUUGGCUGGUCUGAGAUUUUUAGCUCUUUGUGGCGAUGUAGAUAGUAUUCCAGAUUCAAUAUCGCAUCUCAGGGAUCUUGAGACUUUGAUUGUCAAGGGAUUAAAAGGUAAAGUUCUACUACCUUAUACUCUUUGGAGUAUGGAAAAUUUGAGACAUCUCCAUGUCAAUAAUUAUGCUGCCAUCACCUUGGAAGAUGAUGAGAGCAUAAUUAUUUCCCAAGUAAUUAAUCUGGUCAGUUUUUCCUCUCCGUAUCUCCUUUGUUGUGAAGGUACAGAAAAUAUCAUGAGGAGGUUGCUCAAACUUCAAAAACUGAGAUGUCUGUUUUCUGAAUUACGUGAUGAUACUGGGAAGUGCAAUCAGUUUCCAAUACUGAAUUUUCUGACAGAGCUUGAUUCCCUCAAUAUACUUUACUCGGGCAGGAUUGCUCCUCCUUGUAAAUUUGACUUGCCAUUGAAUCUCAGGAAGUUAACUCUGUCAAAAUUUCGCUGCCAUGGAAUUGUAUUUCAGAGAUUGGGAGAUUACCUAACCUUGAGGUUCUUAAAUUACUCAGUAAAGCUUUUGAGGGGAAAGUGUGGGAAAUGAAAGAAGGUGAAUUCCUCAAACUGAAAUUUUUGAAGCUUGACACUCUAAGUAUUGCUGAAUGGAAAUCCUCUAGUGAUCACUUGCCACAACUUCAACACCUAAUUUUGCGAAAUUGCAGACAGCUCAAGGAGGUCCCCUCUGGUUUUGGGGACAGCUCAAGUCUCGAGAUGAUUGAGGUACAACUCUGCAUGCGCUCUGUUGAAGAGUCUGUGAGACUGCUUCAGAAGGAACAACAUGAAAUGGGGAAUGAGCUGAAGGUCCUUGUUGAUCGGUCAGACAUGGAUUUCAAUCAUCUUCCUAAUUUCUGUUGGCUGUGUGGAAAAGAGAAGUAAACCUCUCGAGGUGAAGAUAAAAAGGAAUUCUCAGCAGAUGUUGGAAAAAGGGAAUCUGGAAGAUCUUACAUCGCUGACUUCUGCUUAGACGUGCAAAAGUCUCAAAUCCCAAAGGUUUUUCCUCACAUUUGGGCAGCUAAAUGCGCUUGUAGGGAUGAUUUUUCUUGCCACUAAUAGCAUGGUUAGUGUUGAAGAUUUGGCUUUCAUAGUCAAUUCUUUAGUAUACAUCCAUUUUUUACCAAAAGUUGCCUUUCCAACUUUUUCCCCUCAACCCAAUCUCAGAAUCUUUUGGGAAAACACAGGCUUCAAAGUCUCUAUGUGAUAUCUUCUGGAAUAAUCAGUUUAGUUCUCCCACCAGAAUAUAUGCUUCAAGGUAUGUUUCGAGGAUACAAAGGGGUAUCAGGGACUCAGGGCAGCUGCAACACGUCUUUCGUCUUGCUGGUCAGAUUUUCAUGGACGGAGUGGCUUUCCAUGCCAGUUUUUGUAUUCGUGCCUGUUUUCUGCAAUUCAAGGAGGAUCUUUACUGGAAUUGGAAGAGCUCUUGCUGCCAUUAAUAUGGCCUUCUUUUGCUUCAAUUGUUUGGGGUUGUAUUGCCUGUUUUCCUCCUAAGGGUCUUCAAGAUAUAUUAUUCAUCUGGGAAUAACACUUAUUAUGUUAUGGUGGAAA
Molecule: messenger RNA, 1856 nt
Organism: Coffea eugenioides
Lineage: Eukaryota; Viridiplantae; Streptophyta; Magnoliopsida; Gentianales; Rubiaceae
Product: putative late blight resistance protein homolog R1A-3
Exons: 2
Coding region: 103-858 (251 amino acids)
Biological process (GO): defense response to other organism
Source: RefSeq, a predicted model, not a curated record